Molecule: messenger RNA, 26401 nt
Organism: Homo sapiens (human)
Lineage: Eukaryota; Metazoa; Chordata; Mammalia; Primates; Hominidae
Gene: ADAM20
Product: ADAM metallopeptidase domain 20
Exons: 2
Coding region: 23852-26182 (776 amino acids)
Biological process (GO): proteolysis
Cellular component (GO): membrane
Molecular function (GO): metallopeptidase activity; metalloendopeptidase activity
Source: RefSeq, a predicted model, not a curated record
AAAAAAAUGCUUAAUAUUACUAAUCAUCAGAGAAAUGCAAAUUAAAACCACGACGAGAUACCAUCUCAUGUCAGUCAGGAUGGCUAUUAUUAAAAAGUCAAAAAACAGAUGUUGGCAAGGAUGUGGAGAAAAGGGAACACUUACACACUUGGUGGGAAUGUAAAUUAUUUCUGCACCUGUGGAAAGCAGUUUGGAGAUUUUUGCAAAGAUCUAAAAAUAGAAGUCCCAUUCGACCCAGCAAUCCCAUUACUGGGUAUCCUACCAAAGGAAAGUAGCUCAUUCUACCAAAAAGACACCUGCACUUGUAUGUUUAUUGCAGCACUAUUAACAACAGCAAAGACAUGGAAUCAGUCAAGGUGCCCAUCAAGAGUGGAUUGGAUUUUAAAAAUGUACCUAUACACCAUGGAAUACUAUGCAGCCAUAAAAGUGAAUCAAAUAAUGUCCUUUGCAGCAACAUGAAAGCAGCUGGAGGCCAUCAUCCUAAGCAAAUUAACACAGAAAUGGAAAACCAAAUACCACAUGUUCUGACUUACAAGUGGGAGCUAUACAUUGAGUGCACAUAGACACAAAGAUGGGAACAAUAAGCACUUAAGAUUCCAAAAGUGGGGAGGGAGGGGGGCAAGCGUUGAAAAACUUAUCAAGUACUAUGUUCCCUACUUCGGCAACAGCAUCAUUAGAAGUCCAAACCUCAGCAUCACACAAUAUACCCUUGUAUCAAACCCCCAUGUGUACCUCCUGAAUCUAAAAUUUAAAAAACAGGCAUCUGUUCAUGUCCUUUGCCCACUUUUAAUGUUAUUUGUUUUAUUCUUGUUCAUUUAUUUAAGAUCCUUAUAGAUUCUGGAUAUUAGUGCUUUGUUGGAUGCAUAAUGUGCAAAUAAUUUCUCCCAGUCUGCAGGUUGUCUGCUUAUUCUGUUGAUUGUUUCUUUCGCUGUGCAGACGCUGUAGUUCAAGUGAGUCUCAUUUGUCUAUUUUUUGUUUUUGUUGCAUUUGCCUUUGAGGUCUUAGUCAUAAGUUCUUCACCUAGGCCAAUGUCCAGAAGAGUUUUCCCUAGAUUUUCUUCUAGGAUCUUUAUAAUUUGAGGUCUUACAUUUGAGUCUUUGGCACAUCCUGAGGUAGUUUUUGUAUAUGGUGAGUAUUAGAGGCCCAAUUUCAUUCUUCUGCAUAUACCUAGUCAGUUUUUCCUGCACCACUUACUGAAUAGGGUAUCCUUUCCCCAGCAUUUAUUUUUGUUGACUUUGUCAAAGAUCAUUUUAAAAAAUGAUUUUUUUUGGUGGUUUUGAAUUGUAGAAGUUCUUUUAUAUAUUCUGGAUGUGAAUUCAGUAUUAGUUUUAUGAUUCACAAAGAUUUUCUCCUAUUCUGUGUGAGUUGUUUUUCAUUCUGUUGAUAGUGUCCAUUGAUGUACAAAAAACUUUAAUUUUUCUAACGUCCAAUUUAUUAUUUCUUCUAUUACCUGUGCUUUUGGUGUCAUCCAAGAAAUCACUGCCAAAUCCAAUGGCAUCAAGUGCUUCCCUUAUGUUUUCUUCUAAGUGUUUUCCAGUUUAAGCGCUUACAUUUAGUUCUUUGAUCCAUUUUGAGUUAAUUUUUGAAUAUACUGUAAAGUAAGAGUCCAGCUUGUUCUUUUGCAUGUGUAUAUCCGGUUUUCCCAACUCCAUUUGUUGAAAAGACUAUUUUUUCCAUUGAAUAGUCUUGGCACUUGUCAAAAACGAUUGACCUUGUAUUUGAGAGACUCUAUGGUAUUCCGUUGGUCCAUACGUCUGUCUGUAUACCAGUACUACACUGUUUUUGAUUACUGUAGUUUUGUGGUAAGUUUUGAAAUCAGGAUGUGUGAGAACUCCAAUUUUGUUAUGUUUCAAAUGAAUUUUAGGGGUUAUAGUUCUGUGCCAACCAUUUUUCUUUCAAGGCUUGAAAGUAGUUGUUUCAUAUAUUUGUUCUAGUGUUCUAGUUCUUAUGAUGUGAGGACGUAUUUGGUGCCAGUUACUCCACUGUGGCAGACAGUGGAAAUCUAGUAGUUUUCAAUUUUAUCAAACACAUUUUAUAUGUACUUUUUUGGGAGGAGCAUCUGUUGAGAUAACAGAUGAUACUUCUCUUUUCUUCUGAUAAGAUGAUGGAUUACACUGUUUUCAUUUUCAUCCAAAUGUUAACCGAUGUUGUAUUUCAGGAAUAAACCCCACUUUUUCAUGAUAUUAUUUUUUUAUGUACUAUUGAGUUUAAUUUGCUGAGAUUUGGUUUAGGAUUUUACACUUGAUUUAACACUUAAGAUUAGCCUGUAAUAUUCUCUUUCCUGUAAGUUCUUUUUUAUUUUGGUAACAAGGUUACGUCAGCAUCAUAUGAGUUGGGAAAUAUUCUCUUCCAUGAAAGAGUUUGCAUACCAAACAGUGCGGUUCCUGGAAGGGCUUCUAAGACCUUUAUGUGUUUGAAUGCUUGUUCUUGUACCUAGGCUUUCUUACCCUUUUCUUUGCCUUCCUUCUUCUUGCUUAUUCUUCACAGCCCAGCUCAGGGAACAUUUACUGUGGGAAACAUUUCCUGAGUUUUCUGGUCUCACUGGGUUGUGAAUCCCCCUUCUGUCUAUUGUGAAGGCAGCUUAAUCCUAGCUCUUUCCCUAGCGGGAAAACGUUAGCAAGUCAUUCUAUUUAUUUUUGUAAGUGUUUCAGUGGCAUGCUUAACACAGGGCACUGCUAAUACCUGCUACAAAGCCCAUUCUCCUUCCCCCUCAUGUCCCUCCUCAACCCUCUUUAUGUACCCUACGUAGUUCUGACCUCCUUCUGUUACCCUGCUCUCUGUGAAUUACUCCAUGCACAUGGCACAUGUCGGAUAUUGCCAUCUGCUUGUUAGUAUCCACUGUUGAUCUUGAGUUUCUGAGGGUCAGUUGUUUAUGGCUAUUGAGUACAUGAAUGAAUGAAUGAGUUUUCUUAUUUCUUCCUCCAGUGUGGUAGAAUCUAGCAAUGAAACUUGUAUUAUAUUUGGAUAGAAGAGUUUUAGUUGUAGAUUAAUUUUCUUUCCUAUUCAGAUUUUUUAAAAAAAAUUUUAUCAGCUUUUGUAAAUUAUAUCUUUCUAGUUAGUAAUUUGUCUAUUUAAAUUUAAAGUUAAGGCUAAAUUAAAGUUAAAGUUAAGGCUAAAGGUUGUUUGUAAUAGUGUGUGAUAUUUGAACGUCUGCAGAAGCUGUUAUGCCCCCUUCUAAAAUUUCUGACAGUUGCAUUGAUAGUUGUCUCUUUUUCCGAUCAGUGUUAGUAAAGUUUUACUUUUUUUCUUAUCUUCAAAGAACAAACCUACACUUCUGUUGAUAUCUUUGUUUUAUUAACUUCUGAUCUUUAUUAUUGCCUCAAUUCUACUUUCAUUUAUUUUAAUUUUUAUUCUUUUUAAACUUUUUGAGAUGGAUACAUAGCUUGUUGAUUUUGCCAGCUUGAUUUUCUUUUGCAGUUUUAGAAUUGAGUUAAACAUGCUAACUGCAUUCCGUAAGCUUUAGUCUGUUGUAUUUUCCUUAACAUGUAGUUUUAAAUAUUUUUGAAAAAUCUCACACAACACUAUUAAUUGACUCUACUUGGGUCUUCUGUCUAUCCAUAUUGUAUAUUCAAAUUUUUGUCUCCUUUUUAAGGCUCAUUUUGAAAUGCAACCUUUUCUGAGAAGCCUUUCCAGAAAACUUUCCCUCUUCUAAAGAUCUAUAGUUGUCUGGUAAUACCUUCCUUAUGACACUUAUUUUUACCUAGAAUUAUAGUUACUUAUGUAUAUCUCAGAUCUCACUUUGAACAGCAUGUCCCUUGAGAACAAACUCUCAACUGAAAAUUUUAAUAAUAUGCAUAUUUUUUAGUUUUACUGAGGUAUAAUUUUAAACAAAAUUUUACAACUUUAUAUGUCUUGUUUAGUUUGUAUAUGUGCAUAUACUAGGUGAUACCAUUACCACGAACAAGGUAUUAGACAUAUCUGUUGCCUCUAGAUUUUUUUGUGUGUUCUUUUGUGGGUAUGGGUGUGUUGUAAAGAAUAGUUAACGUGGGAUCUAUUCACUUAAUGUAUUUAAAAGCAGACACAGGGUUUCACCAUAUUGGCCAGGCUGGUCUCAAACUCCUGAAACCCCAUCUCUACUAAAAAUACAAAAAUUAGCUGGGUGUGGUGGUGUGCACCUGUAGUCCCAGCAACUAGGGAGGCUGAAGCAGAAGAAUCGCUUGAACCUGAGAGGUGGAGGUUUCAGUGAGCUGAGAUCACGUCACUGCAUUGCAACCUGAGUGACCGAGCAAGACUCUGCCUCAAAAAAUAUAUAUAUAUUUAUAUUUUAUAUAUAUAUACAUACAUAUAUUUUAAAGUACACAAUACAAUAUUGUUAACUGUAGGUACUAUGUUGUGCAGCAGAUCUCUAGAACUUAUUUAUCUCGUGUUACAGAAAAUUUAUACCAAUUGAAAAACAAUUUCAUGUUUCUUCCCCCUCUAUCCUCUGGCAACUGCCAUUCUACUCUCUGCUUCUGUGAGUCUAGUAUCUUUUUUUGGUGCUUCAUUAAAGUAGAUUCAUCUAGUAUUUGUGUGUGUUUGUGAUUGGCUUUUUUUACUUAGCAUAAUGCCCUCUAGGUUCAUCUAUGUUACUGCAAAUGGCAGGAUUUUCUUAUUUUUUAAGGUUGAAUGGUAUACCAUUAUAUAUAUAUGCUGCGUUUUAAAAAUUCACUUGUUUGAUUUGUUUUUCUAGUCUCUAUUUCAUUUAUUUCUGCCCUGAUCUUUGUUGUUUCUUCCUUUUGCUAACACCAGGCUUCGUUUUUCUCUAAUUCCUUGAGAUGUAACAUUAGCUUGUUUAUUUGAGAUCUUUCUUCUUUCUUUCUUUCUUUUUUUUUUUGAGACGGAGUCUCGCUCUGUCCCCCAGGCUGGAGUGCAGUGGUGCGAUCUCGGCUCACUGCAAGCUCUGCCUCCCGGGUUCACACCAUUCUCCUGCCUCAGCCUCCUGAGUAGCUGGGACUACACGCACCCGCCACCAUGCCCGGCUAAUUUUUUGUAUUUUUAGUAGAGACGGAGUUUCACCGUGUUAGCCAGGAUGGUCUCAAUCUCCUGACCUCAUGAUCUGCCCACCUCGGCCUCCCAAAGUGCUGGGAUUACAGAGCCACCAUGCCCGGCCUCUUCUUUCUUAAUGUAGCAUAUAUUGCUAUAAAAUUUCCCCUUUGUACUGCUUUUGCUGCCUGUUACAAAUUUUGGUAUGUCGUGUUUUCAUUUGUCUCAAGACAUUUAAAAUUUUUUUCUUUGACCAACUGGUAGUUCAGGAGUAUUAAUUUCCACGUUUGUGAAUGUUUUACCUUUCCUCUUAUUGAUUUCUAGUUUCAUAUAAUUGUUGAAAAAAUAUUUCAGUCUUCUUUAAUCUGUUAAAACUUGUUAUGUGGCCUAAGGUGAUCUUCUAAAGAAUGUUCUGUGUGUGCUUGAGAAGAACUGCUGUUGGCUAGACUGUUCUGUAUAUAAUCUGUUAGGUCUAUUUGAUUUAAUGUGUUGUUCAAGUCUGCUGUUUCUUUAUUGAUUUUCUGUCUGGAUGACCUUUCCACUGUUGAGAGUGGGCUACUGAAAUCUGUUAUUGUAUUGGUAUCUACUUUCCUCUUUGUUCUAUUAAUAUUUGCUUUAUAUCUUUAGGUGCCCUGAUGUUGGGUAUAUGCAAUUGUGUCUUCCUAAUGAGUUGACCUUUUUAUCAUUAUACAAUGAUCUUUUUUGUGUCUUGUGACAGUUUUUGAUGUAAAGUCCAUUUUGUCUGAUAUAAGAAUAGCCACCUCUGUGCUCUUUUAAUUACCAUUUUCAUGAAAUAUCUUUUCUAUCCCUUCACUUUCAGCUUAAAUGCACCCUUAUAGCUAAAGAGAGUCUCUUGUAGGCAGCAUCUGGUUGGAUCUUGUUUUUGUAGUCACUCAGCCACUCUGUCUUUUUUUAAAAAAUUAUAAAUUCAGGUGGUGCUUGUUAUGUUGGUGUAUUGGGUAAUCCUAGGGUUUGGGCUUCUAAUGAACCCAUCACCCAAAUAAUAAACGUAGUACCCAAUAGGUAGUUUUUCCAACUCUUUCCCAUCUUCGUCCCCCACCCUUGGAAUCCCUAGUAUCUAAUAUUUCUAUCUUUAUGUCUCCUGUGUAUCCAUUGUUUAGCCAAUUGAUAAGUGAGAGCAUGCAGUAUUUGAUUUUCUGUUUCUGCAUUAAUUCUCUUAGGGUAAUGGCCUCCAGCUGCAUUCAUGUUGCUCCAAAGGACACAAUCUCAUUUUUUAUGGCUGUGUAGUAUUCCAUGGUAUAUAUGUACCACAUUUUCUUUAUGCAAUCCACCUUUGACAGAAACUUAGGCUGAUUGCAUGAUUUUGCUAUUGUGAAUAGUGCAGUGAUAAACAUACAAGUGCACAUGACCUUUUGAUAAAAUGAUUUCAUUUCCUUUAAGUAUAUACCCAGUAGUGGGAUUGCUGGGUCAAAUGGUAGUUCUAUUUUAGUUCUUUGAGAAUUCUCCAUACUAUUUUUCUACAGGGGUUGAACUAAUUCACAUUCUCUACCAACAAUUUAUAAGCAUUCUCUUCUCUACAGCCAUACCAACAUCUAUUUUUUUUUUACUUUUUAGUAAUAGCCAUAUUACCAGUGUGAGAUGAUAUCUCAUUGUGGUUUUAAUUUGUAUUUUUAUCUGAUGAUUAGUGAUGUUGAGCAUUUUUUCAUGUUUUUUGGCUGCUUGUAUGUCCUUUGAGAAAUCUGUUUAUGUCCUUUGCCUACUUUUCAAUGGUGGUUUUUUUUCUUGUUGAUUUAUGUUCCUUAUAGAUCAUAGAUAUUAGUCUUUGUUAGAUGUGUAGUUUGCAAAUAUAUUCACCCAUCUGUAGGCUGGCUGUUUACUGUGUUGAAACUGUUUCUUUUGCUAUGCUAAAGCUCUUCAGUUGAAUUAAGUCUGAUUUGUCUAUUUUUGUUUUUGUUGCAUUUGUUUUUGAGGUCUUAGUCAUAAAUUCUUUGCUUGGGCCAAUCCAGAAGAGUUUUCCCUAGGUUUUCUUCUAGGAUUUUUAUAGUUUGAGGUCUUACAGUUGAGUCUUUAAUCUGAUUUGAGUUAAUUUUUGUAUAUGGUGAGAGGUAGAAGUCCAGUUUAAUUCUUCUUUAUAUAGCUAGCCAGUUUUCCCCAGCACCAUUUAUUGAAUAGGGAGUCCUUUCACCAUUGAUUGGUUUUGCCAACCUUGUCAAAGAUCAGAUGGUUGUAGAGGUGUGGCUUUAUUUCUGGGUUCUCUAUUCUAUUCCAUUCAUCUAUGCAUCUGUUUUUGUAGUGUAGCAGUAAAAUUUGAAUUUGGGUAAUGUGAUGUCUCCAGCUUUAUUUUUGUUUGGGAUUUCUUUGGUUAAUCAGGCUCUUUUUUGGUGCCAUGUGAAGUUUCCGUAAUUUUUUUGUAGUGCUGUGAAAAAUGACAUUGGUAAUUUCAUAGGAAUUGUGUUGAAUCUGUAGAUAUCUUUUGGCAGUUUGGUCAUUUUAGUUAUAUUGAUUCUUCUAAUCCAUGAGCAUGGAAUGUUUUUCCGUUUGUUUGUAUCAUCUAUAAUUUCUUUCAAAAGUGUUUUGUAGUUCUCCUUGUAGAGGUCUUUCGCCUUCUUGGUUAAACAUAUUCCUACUUAUUUUUUGUGUGUGGCUAUUUCUAGAUGGAAUUGAGUUCUUGAUUUGGUUCUCAGCUUGAAUGUUAUUGCUGCACAUUCUACUGAUUUUUGUACAUUGAUUUUUGUAUCUUGAAACUACUGAAUUUGUUUAUCAGGUCUAGGAGUCUUUUGGAUGAAUCUUUAACGUUUUCUAGGUACAGGACUAUGUCAACAGUGAACAGAGAUAAUUUGACUCCCUCUUUUCCUAUUUUGAUGUCUAUUGUUUCUUUCUCUUGUCUGAUUGCUCCAGCUAGGACUUUCAGUACUAUGUUGUAUAGGCAUGGGGAGAAUGGAUGUAUUAGUCAAUUCUGAUGCUGCUUAUAAAGACAUACUUGAGACUGGGUAAUUUAUAAAGGAAAGAGGCUUAAUUGACUCACAGUUCAGCAUGGAUAGGGAGGCCUCAGGAAACUUACAAUCAUGGCAUAAGGGAAAGCAGACACAUUCUUCUUCACAUGAUGGCAGGAAGGAGAAGUGCAGAGAGAAGGUGGCGGGGGAAGCCCCUUAUAAAACCAUCAGAUCCUGUGAGAACUGAUUCACUAUCCCAAGAACAGAAUGGAGGUAACCACCCCCAUGAUUCAAUUACCUCCUACCGGGUCCUUCCCACACCACAUGGGGAUUGUGGGAACUACAGCUCAAGUUGAGAGUUGGGUGGGGACACAGCCAAAGCAUAUCAGUGGACAUCCUUGUCUUGUUAUCAUUCUUAAGGGGAAUUCAUUCAAAUUUGCCCAUUCAGUAUGAUGUUAGCUGUGGGUUUGUCAUAAAUGGCUUUUAUUAUUUUGAGGUAUGUUCCUUCGAUGUCCAGUUUGUUGAAGGUUUUUAUGAAGGGAUGCUGGAUGCUAUUGAAUGCUUUUUCUGUGUCUGUUGAGAUGAUCAUACAGGUUUUGUUUUUAAUUCUGUUUGUGUGGUGAAUAAUAUUGAUUUGUGUAUAUUGAAUGAUCCUUGUUUCCCAGAAAUAAAGCCCACUUGAUCAUGAUGAAUUAUCUGGUUGAUAUGAUGUUGAAUUAAGUUUGCUAGUAUGUUGUUGAAGAUUUUUGCAUCUAUGUUCAGAAAGUAUAUUGACCAGUAGUUUUUUUUUUCUGUGUCCUUGCUAGAUUUUGAUACCAGGGUGAUGCUAGUUUUGUAGAAUGAAUCAGAGAGGAAUUGUCCUUGAUUUCCUAUAACAGUUUCAGUAAGAUUGGUGCCAGCUUUUUGAACAUUUGGUAGAAUGUGGCUGUGACUCUGUCUUGCCCAGGGCUUUUUUUGGUUGGUAGAUUUUUUAUUACCGAUUUAAUUAUCUAACUCAUUCGUCUGUUCAAGAUUUCAAUAUCUUUCUGGCUCAAUCUUUGGAGGUUGUGUUUUUCCAGGAAUAUAUCCAUUUCUCCUAGGUUUCCUAGUUUGUGUGCAUAGAGAUGUUCCUAGUAGUCUCUGGUGAUCUUUUUUCUUUCUGUGGUAUCAGUUGUAAUGUCACCUUUAUCAUUUUUUAUUGUGGUUAUUUGAAUGUUCGUUUUUUUCUUGAGUAAUCUUGCUAGCACUCUAUCAAUUUUGUUUCGAUGAACCAGCUUUUCAUUUUGUUGAUGCUUUGUUGUUGUUGUUUUGGUCUCAGUUUCAUUUAGUUCUCUAAUAUUUCUUUCUUUUUUUUCUGAUACCUUUGGAUUUGGUUUGUUUUCCUAAGUCCUUUAGAUAUGACCUUAGGUUGUUAAUUUGAGAUCUAUCUUUUCACGUAGGCAUUUAGCAGUAUAAACUUUCCUUUAAACACUGCUUUUGCUUUACUCAAGAGGUGUGGGUGUAUUGUCCAAGAAGAUACUUGAUAUGAUUUCAGUUUUUUUGCAUUUAUUGAGACUUGCUUUAUGACCGAGCUUGUGGUCAAAUUUAGAGAAUGUUGCAUGUACAGAUGAUUAAAGAAGUGGGUAUUUGCGGUUCUUGGGUGGAAUAUUCUGUAGAUGUCUAUUAGGUACUUUUGGUCAAGAGUCCAGUUUAAGUCCAGAGUGUUUUUUUUUUUUUUUUUUUUUUUUUUUUUGUUAGUUUUCUGCCUCAGUGAUCUGUCUAAUGCUGUCAGUGGGGUAGUGAAGUCCCCCACUAUUAUUGUUUCACUGUGUAUCUCUGAAGUCUACUAGUAUUUGUUUUAUAAAUAUGGGUACUUUGACAUUGGGUGCAGGUAUAGUUAGGAUAGUUAAGUCUUCUUGAUUGAAUUGAAUGUUUUAUCAUUAAAUAAUGCCAUCUUUUUCAUUUUCUUUUUUUAGCUUUGUUCAUUUAAAGUCUGUUUUAUGUGCUACAAGAAUAGCAACUCAUCCUCUUUUUUGUUUGUUUGUUUUUCAUUUGCAUGAUAGAUGUUUUUCCAUUUCUUUACUUUUAGUGUGGGAAUGCCGUUCCCUGUGAGGUAGAUCUAUUGAAGGCAGCAGAAUACUGUUUUUUAAAUCCAAUUUGCCACUCUGUGUCUUUUGAGUAGGGUAUUUAGACCAUUUACAUGUAAGACUAAUAUCGAUAUGUGAGGUUUCAUUUCUGUCAUAGCUUUCUUAGCUAGUUGUUUUGUAGUCUCAAUUGUGUAAUUGUUUUGUAGCAUCUGAGAACUUUGUACUUAUGUGUUGUUUUAUGGUAGCAGUAUCAUUCUUUCGUUUCCAUCUUUAGAACUUCUGUGAAUAUUUCUUGUAGGGCUUAUCUGGUGGAGACAAAUUCCCUUAACAGUUGCUUCUCUAAUAAAGGCUUUAUUUCUCCCUUAUUUAUGAAGCUGUUUGGCAGGAUAUGAACUUUUUGGCUGCCAUUUUUUUUUCUUUAAGAAGGCAAAAAUAGGCUUCAGUCUCUUCUGGCUUGUAAGGUUUCUGCUGAGAAGUCUGCUGUUAGUCUGAUGGGACUUCCUUUAUAGGUAAUUUGGGCCUUUUCUCUAGCUACCUUUAAGGUUUUUUUUUGUAUUAACCUUGGGAACGGUUGUGUUGUAUAGUAUCUCUCAGGUGUACUCUCAGUUUCUUAUAUCUGGUUCUUGACCUCUCUAGCAAGAUUAGGGAAAUUUUCCUGAAUUAUUUCCUCAAAUAUGUUUUCCAAUUUGCUUGCUUUUUCUUUGUAUUUCCAAAGGCUUUGUUCUUUUUUUUGCUUUAUCUGGGUUAAUUUGAAGGACCAGCCUUCAAGUUCUGAAAUUCUUUCUUCUGCUUUGUGUAAUCUGUUAUUAAAACUUCCAGCUGUAUUUUGAAAUUCCUUUAGCAAAAUUUUCAAUUUCAGAAGUUCUAUUUGUUUUUUUCUUAAUACAGCUAUCUUGUCUUUCAUACCCUGAAUUAUUUUUCUAGUGUCUUUGUAUUGGAUUUCAACUUUCUCUUGGAUCUUACUGAGUUUCCUUGAUAUCCUUAUUUUGAAUAUUUUAUCAUUUCAAAUUUUUCAGUUUGGUUAGUAUCCAUUACUAGAGAGUUGGUGCAAUCCUUUGGAGGUGUCAGGACAUCCUGGCUUUUUAUACUGCCAGAGUUCUUGCUGAUUCCUUCUCGUCUGAGGAGCUGCUACUUCUCAUUUUUGAGUUUGCUAUCAUUUGCAUGGGAUCUUUUAAUUUUUCAAUCCUUUUUCCCUUUAGGGUAUGACUGUGGUGUAUGUUGUGUAUGAUCUUUUUGUUUCAUUUAUUGGUACUUUCAGUGGGCCAAGGCUGUAUAUGGGUACGUUGGUUGUGGAUAGCCUCUGUGUAGUGACUUUCUUAGAUGCUGAUUGUUGUAGCGAUGUAUUGAACAUAUGAGCGGACACACUAUUUCCUGUGGGAUUGAGAGUGCAGGUGCAUAGGUCUUAGGAAACUUAUCUCAGACUAGCACUAAGCCCUUCUGGUAGCAGGUUUUUUGUUUGGUGGUGCAGUUCAGGCUGUAGUCCAGUAGAUGGAGAUGACACUUAAGAGUAGGAGACAGCUCAUGCCCAGGCUGAUGUCAAGUGGUAGCACCUGUGUUGACAGGAGGCAUGAGAGGGGUUAGGGGGCCAGUGGGAACAGGAAGCAAUCUUGUUGGGGCCCGCUGAGAUCUUGGAGGAAAGGUUGGGGAGGUGCACCAGGUCCUUAUCCUGAGUCAGCAGGAAUGCCAUCUGCUUCCCUAUCUUGCCCCUGUUGCAAAGCUCACGACCUUAGUUCAUAAAUACUUUUGGUUCCUGGUUGCAGAGCAGCUGUGGGCCACCGAAACACCCUCUUGAAGGCUUGGACAGAGUAUCUUACCCCAGUUCAGGGCAGGCAACUCUGUGAUUUCUCUGUUCUCUGUUGCUGGGAUGCUGCCAUUCUGUGUAGGGAGGGCGAGUUAGGCCCCGCCAUUCGAGUAAACCCCAUGCAGCAUGGGCUUACUUUGAGUAGGGAUGGAGCUGCUGUGAAAAGCUUAAAAAAUGCUUUCUCCGAAUGCAUUCCCCAGCCCCCAGUGGGAAGAACCUCUGCUGUGUCUGCAAUAGUGUAUGGCAUUGGAUGGGUGGGAGAUGUCCCUCUCUCCAUGUUCAUUUCCUGGUGUUGGCACUGCCUCCUUCAGCAAUCAGUGCUGCAUCCACAUUCCCUUUGUCCUAAGGGGACUUUGGUAGGCUGCACUCCCUUGUUGGUAGCCCAUGCUGGUGGUUAGAUCUCCAGGGGCCUCACAACUUCCUGGGGGCCCAUCAGUCUCCUGUGCUUGCCAAAGCCAGAGUGGGUUGUAAGUUAUAUUUGUGAGGGUUCUGGUGGUGUGAUGACUCAAGGGCGGAGAAACCCUAGGCAGGGCAGAGGUCCACUAGGUAUCUACACCAGUAUUGCACCUGUCAUCUCAGUUUGGGUCAGGGGAGUACAUGAAUUCCUACAGGAGCUAGCCAGCUGGUUCUCUAUCCCUGGGAAAUUCCCAAGUCACCACCGAUAGCUUUGCCCUAGGUCAUGAGGACAGAGGGGUUCCCAACAGUUUGGUGGUCAGCAGAUUGUCAGAGGGGUGAAGGGAGCAGAGCAGCAUUCCCACCUUUUUUUUUUGAACGGAGUAUCGCUCUUGUUGCCCAGGCUGGAUUGCAAUGGCAUGAUCUUGGCUCACUGCAACCUCCGCCUCCUGGGUUCGAGCAAUUCUCCUGCCUCAGCCUCUUGAGUAGCUGGGAUUAUAGGCACCUGCCACAAUGCCUGGCUAAUUGUUUUGUAUUUUUAAUAGAGAUGAGGUUUCACCAUGUUGGCCAGGCUGGUCUUGAACUCUUGUCCUCAAGUGAUCUGCCUGCCUCGGCCUCCCAAAAUGCUGUGAUUACAAGUGUGAGCCACCGCGCCCGGCCUCCCGCCUACUUUUUCUGCAGGAUUCCAGGUUUCUCUGGGGUUGAUCUCUGCCAGAUUCUUCCUCUUUGUCUUUUGUUUGGGGAAUUUAAUUGAUUUACAUAUAAAGUAAUUAUUGAUGGGUAAGGGCUUACUAUUGCUAUUUCAUUAAUUUUUUUCUGUCUAUUCUGUAGUUCUUUUCUUUCUUUCUUCUCCUCCCCUUUUGUCUUCUUUGGUGACUUGAUUUUUGUAGUGUUGUGCUUUGAUUUUUUUCUCUUUCUCUUUUGUGUAUCUCCUGUAAGUUUUUUCCUUUCUGGUUACCAUGGGACUUACAUAAACAUAUUUCUAACAGUCUAUUUUAAGCUGAUAACAGCUUAACUAUGCUCACAUACAAAACUACCCAUUUAUUCUCCCUUAAUUAUUUGUUAUUGAUGUCACAAUUUACAUCUUAAAUUGUGUAUCCAUUAAUUGUUAUAGUUCUUAGUACUUUUGUCUUUUAACAUUUAUAUUAGGGUUAAAAGUGACUUACAUACUUUACAAUAUUAGAAGAUUCUAUAUUUACUUAUAUAUUUACCCUAACCAGUGAGUUUUAUACUCCUGUGGUCUUUCAUGUUGCUAUUUAGUGUCUUUUUGUUUCAACUUGAGCAACUUCAUGUAGCGUUUUUCAUAAGGUAAACAUAGUGGUGAUGAACUUCCUCAGCUUUUGUUUGGGAAAUUUUUUCUUGCCUUCAUUUCUGAAGGACAGCUUUGCUGGGUAUAGCACUCUUGGUUAGUAGUUUUUUUUUUUUCUUUCAGCACUUUAAAUAUGUAGUGAUCCCCCGGUACCUGUGGGGUUAUCCAGGAAACUCCACAGAUAAUACAAUCCACAAAUUCUAAAGUCUGUUGUAUAAAAUAAUGUAUUUGCAUAUAGACCAUGUACAUCUUCCUGUAUACUUUACAUCAGCUGUAGAUUACUCAUUAUACCCAAUAAAAUGUAAAUGCAACAUAAAUAUUUGUUCUAACUAUAUUACACUUUUUAUUUAAAUUUUUAAUUGUUAGAUUGUUUUUUGUUUUGCUAUACAGUUGCUUGAAUCUCCAGAUGCAGAACAUGUCGAUAUGAAGGGCUGACUGUAUAUAUCAUCUCACUCUCUUGGCCUGCAUAGUUUCUGAUGAGGAAUCUGCCAGUAGUCUUAUGGAGCUCCUUUGCCUGUAAUGAGUCACUUUUCUCUUGCUGGUUUGAAAAUUCUGUAGUUGUCUUUGAUUUUUGACAUUUUGACUAUAAUGUCUUGUUCUAGACCUUUUUGGAUUUAUUCUGUUUGGGCUUCAUGAAUCUGGAUGUUCAUUUCCAUGCCCAGAUUUGGGAAUUAUUGAGUCAUUUUUUUAAUUAGGGUUUUUACCGCUUUCUCUUUCUCUUCUCCUCUGGGCCUUCCAUAAUGUAUAUAUUGGUUUGAUGGAGUACCAUGAUUUCCUUAAGAUUUCUUCACUUCUUUUCAUUAUUUUUUCAUUUUGCUGUUCUGGCUGUAAUUUCAAAUUGCCCAUCCUCGAGUUUUCAAAUUCUGUCUUCUGCUUGAUAAAAGUUUGCUGUUGAACCUCUCUUGCGAUUUUUUAAAUCCAGUUAUUCUUUAAUAAAAUCCAAUUUUCUAGUAUUUUAAAAAUUUAAUUAUAUUUAUUUUAUUUUAUGUUAUUUUUAAGAUGAGGUCUUGCUGUGUUUGUUGCCCAGAGCUGGAGUGCAGUGGUGUGAGCAUAGCUCACUGCAGAUUCAAACUCCGGGGCUCAAGCAAUCCUCCUGCCUCAGUCUUCUGAGUAGCUGGGACUACAGGCAUACACUACCAUGCCUGUCUAUCAAAAAAAAAUUUUUUUAUACAAGGGGUCUUGCUGUGUCACCCAGGCUGGUCUUAAAAUCCUGGCUUCAAGCAGUCUUCCCACUUCAGCCUCUUGAGUAGCUGGGAUUACAGGUGUGAGCCACUGUGCCUGGCUAAAAAAAAAAAAAAAAAAAAAAAAAAAAUUGCGUCUAUCUCUUUGUUGAUAUUCUCAGUUUGUCCAUGUUUUAUUUUUUGAUUUAAUUUAAUUGUCUAUCAACAUUCUCUUUUAUCUCACUGAGCUUCUUUAGGAUGAUUAAUCUGAAUUAUUUUCAGUAUUUGAAAAUUCCCAUUUUCACUUCAUAAAUUCCCAUUUAUUUUGGGUGAGUUGGUAGAGAUCUAUUUUCUUGCCUUUUUUCAAUGUUUUCUUGAUUCUUCAUGUUUCUUAUAUGAUUGUAUUCAUGUCUGCACAUUUGAUGAAACAACACUUUUUCCCUGUGUUGCAGAACAGUAUAAACUAUAGAGAGGCACCCUCCCUUCGUCUCUUGUUCCUGGCUGGUCCAGUCAUUUAACUGUCCCAGGCAUCUAGAUUCUACUGUUUUUAAUGCUAAGUAUGAGACAAGAUAGAAAUCAGGCCCUUGGAAAUGCACUGAAAGUUUGGGGACAAAGCUCAGUUUGUUUUUCCCACUCACUCCUGAAGAGAAAGCCUUAGUUCUCUGACUUUUACCAAUCUUGCUCAGCAGCGCUGGUGUAAGAGUUACCUGCCCCCUCUGUUUUGCUCCUAGUUGUCUCAGGCUCACAGGCUCUACCAGUCUUUCAGUGCUUCAAAUGUGAGAUGACAGAAAUUAGCCCUUGGGGAGUACACUGAAAUGGCAGUAGGCCAGGCAGCUGGCACACUCUUCACUGUCUCCUUCCCACUCAUGGGAGAAGUCAUGGGCUGAGGUGAUCCUCUGGCUCUGAACUAAGCCAGUUUGGGGGAGGGACUGAUGUGGGAAAAUUAAGUUUGCUCUUUGUAUUAGGCCCUUCUUUCAUUGCUAUAAAGAAAUACCUGAAAUUAGGUAAUUGAUAAAGAAAGUAGAUUAAUUGGCUUAUGGUACUGCAGGCUGUACUAGAAGCUGCUGGCAUCUGCUUGGCUUCUAGGGAGGCUUCAGGGAGUUUUACUAAUGGCGAAGGUAAAGUGGGAGCUUGCAUGUCACAUGGCAAAAGCAGGAGCAAGAAAUAGAGUGGAGGGGGGCAGGUGCCACACUUUACAGCAGCCAGGUCUUGGGAGAAUACACUCACUAUUACAAGGAUACCACAGAGCCAUAAGACAUCCAAUCCUGUGACUCAAACACCUCCUAACAGGUUCCACCUCCAACGCUGGGGAUUACAUUUCAACAUGAGUUGCAGGCGGGGACAAAUGUCCAAACUGUAUCACUCUUCUUCCUAUGUUGGUUGCAAGUUUUCUCAGCUUUGUUCUUGCGUAGAACAACACAGUUUUUUAACUGGAUUAAAAGUUUCUCACACAGGUAUUUCAGUCCAAAUAUUAUUUUUGUGUUUCUGAGGGUAAACCAACACCAGAGUUCCUGCUCUGCCAUCUUGAUGUCAUCUCUACACAUCUACUUUUUUUCCCCUAGAAUGUCUCUCUCCCCUGCUUGCAAUAUAGCAAACCUUUUCCUUUGGGGAAUUGUUCAUUUCUGUGUACUCCAGUCGUGAGGUUGUAAUGAGGGCUGCUAAUUACCUGUCACUCUCCUUCUGGCUUCAGGGAAGGGUGUGUGACUUAGACCUGGCCAAAUGGGUCAUCUCAUUUGGUCCAGUUAUGGUCAUGUGACUCAAGCAGUGACAAUGUGUUCAUUUCUGGAUUUCUAAAUGGCAAUUGUGAGAAUUCUUCUCAGAUUGCUAAGGAAUAUGAAUCCAAAGCUGAUUGAAAGUUGUCAAGUUUCGUUAAUGAAUAUCCUACUGUAGGGAGUAUGGUUGGCAGACAUUGAAAUAGAUGUAAUUUAGAGAAAUGACAAGCUACCAACAUUGAGAAUUCUUACUCAGAAACAUAUAUUUCUCCAUUUAUUCAGAAGUUUUAUUAGUUUGUUCUCACACUGCUAUAAAGAACUACCUGAGACUGGGUAAUUUAUAAAGAAAGGAGGUUUAAUUGACUCACAGUUCCACAGGCUUAACAGGAAGCAUGACUAGGAGGCCUCAGGAAACUUACAAUCAUGGCAGAAGGCGAAGGGGAAGCAAGCACUUUCUUCACUUGGUGGCAGGAGAGAGAGAAAAAAGGGGGAAGUGCUACACACUGUUAAACCAUUGAUCUUGUGAGAACUCACUCACUAUCAUGAGAACAGCAAGGGAGGAAUCUGCCCUAUGAUCCAGUCACCUCCAACCAAGCCCCUCCUCCAACAUGAGAUUUGGAUGGGGACACAAAUCCAAACCAUAUUAUUUCACCCCUGGCCUCUCCCAAAUCUCAUGUCAUUCUCACAUUGCAAAAAUACAAUUAUUCCUUCUCAACAGUCUCCCAGCUUUAACUCAUUUCAGCAUUAACUCAAAAGUCCACAAUCCAAAGUCUCAUCUGAGACAAGGUAAAUUCUUUCCAUUUAUGAGCCUGUAAAAUUAGAAACAAGUUACUUCCAAGAUACAAUGGAGAUACAUGCUCCCAUUCAAAAUGGGAGAAAUUGGCCAACACAAAGGGGCUAUAGGCCGCAUGCACUUCUGAAACCCAAUAGGGCAGUCAUUAAAUCUUAAAGCUCCAAAAUAAUCUCUUUUGACAUGAUGUCUCACAUUCAGGGCAUGCUGAUGCAAGGGAUGGGCUCCCAAGGCCUUGGGCAGCUCUGCCCCAUGGCUCUGCAGGGUACAGCCCUCCUCCCAGCUGCUUUUGUGGGCUGGCAUUGGGCGCCUCUGUCUUCUCCAUGUGCUCGGUUCAAGCUGUCCAUGGAUCUGCCAUUCUGGGGUCUGGAGGAUGGUGGCCCUCUUCUCACAGUUCCACUAGGCAGUGCCCCAGUGGGGACUCUAUGUGGGGACUCCAAUCCCACAUUUCCCCUCUGCAUUGCCCUAGUAGAGAUUCUCCAUGAGGGCUCUGCCCCUGCUGCAGACUUCUGCCUGGACAUCCAGGCAUUUCCAUACAUCCUCUGAUACCUAGGCAGAGGUUUUCAAACCUCAACUCUUGCCUUCUGCAUCCUGCAGGCCCAACACCAUGUGGAAGCUGCCAAGGCUUGGGGCUUGCACUCUCUGAAGCCAUGACCCGAGCUGUACUUUGGCCCCUUUUAGCCAUGGCUGGAGCUGGAAUGGCUGGGAUGCAGCCAUUCCCACGUCCCAAGGCUGCACAGAGCAGUUGGGCCCUGGGCCUUGCCCAGAAAACCAUUCUUCUCUCCUAGGCCUCCAGACCUGUGAUGAGAGUGACUGCCAGGGAGGUCUCUGAAAUACCCUGCAGACAUUUUCCCCAUUGUCUUGGCUAUUAACAGUCAGCUCCUCUUUACUUAUGCAAAUUUCUGCAGCAGGCUUGAAUUUCUCCCCAGGAAAUGUUUUUCUUUUCUACUGUAUGGUCAGACUACAAAUUUUCUAAACUUUUAUGGUCUGCUUCUCUUUUAAAUACAAGUUCCAAUUUCACACCAUCUCUUUCUUCAUGAAUAUGUGCAUACACUUUUAGAAACAGCCAGGUCAAAUCUUGAAUGCAUUGCUGCUUAGAAAUUUAUUCCACCAGAUACCCCAAAUCAUCUCUCUCAAGUCCAAAGUUACAUAGAUUUCUAGGGCAGGGGCAAAAUGCCACCAGUGUCUUUGCUAAAGCAUAGCAAGAGUGACCUUUACUCCAGUUCCCAAUAAAUUCCUCAUCUCCAUCUGAGACCACCUCAGCCUGGACUUCAUAGUUCAUAUCACUAUAGGCAUUUUGGUAAAAGCCAUUCAAUAAGUUUCUAGGAAGUUCCAAACUUUCCCAUAUCUUCCUGUCUUCUUCUGAGCCCUCCAAACUGUUCCAACCUCUGAAUGUUACCUAGUUCCAAAGUCACUUCCACAUUCUUAGGUAUCUUUAUAGCAGAGCCCCACUCCUGGUACCAGUUUUCUGUAUUAGUCCAUUCUCACACUGCUAUAAAGAACUUCCUGAGGCUGGGUAAUUUAUAAAGAAAGGAGGUUUAAUUGACUCACAGUUCUGAAGGCUUAACAAGAAGCAUGACUGGGAGGCCUCAGGAAACUUACAAUCAUGGUGGAAGGUGAAGGGGAAGCAAGCACUUUCUUUACAUGGUGGCAAGAGAGAGAGAGUGAAGGGGGAAGUGCUACACACACUCUUAAACCAUCAGAUCUCAUGAGAAUCAUUAUCAUGAGAACAGCAAGAGGGAAAUCCACCCCAUGAUCCAAUCAUCUCCCACCAGGCCUUUCCUCCAAUUCAACAUGAGAUUUGGGUGGGGACACAAAUCUAAACCAUAUGUUUUCUGAUUUUUGAAAAAAUUUUAUAAUUUUUUUCUAUGAGUCUGUCACAUUUCUUUUCAGGUUUGCUCAUAGGUGUUUUAUAAUUUUAGUUGAUAUUGUGAAUAAGAUCUCCCUCCCUACCCCCAUUACAUUUGCUAAGUGGUUUUUGAUAUGUUACUGGAAAGCUGCUGGUUUUGGAGUGUUUAUUAGCAUCUUUAUUCAGCCAUGUGCCUGGACCAUUAUAAAAUCUUUUUUGAUUGAGCCUUUUUUGUAUUCUAGGUAGACUAUCAGAAAGUUCAUAAAUAGUGAUAGUUUCAUGUUUUUAUUUCUAUUUCCUUUCUGUUUUAGUAAUACAUUUAAGAUUGCCAUUAAAAUAUUGACAAACAGUUAUUCCAGGCAACAUCUUUACCUCAUUCAUGAAUGUCUUUUAAUACUCCAGAUUAUUUUCUAUGAAUAUUUUUUAUUCACAGCUUUUAAUAAAUUUUAUAUUGGAUGAGUAUUGAGUUGGAUGAAAACAUAUUUUGAGAAUGCUUUAGAUUUUCCUACAUUUUCUCCCCUUUAUUCUUAAUGUAGUGAAUUAGGUUAAUGGAUGACACAAUAACAUAAUAAUUAUUAUUAACACAAGAGCAAUAAAAGAAUAACCUCCCUAUCUUGGUCAUAGCCUAGUUAUUUAAAUACAUUCCUUUAUUCAAAUGGAUUUACUUCAUGGAUCAUCCAUCCCUUGCUUGCUUCUUUCCUUUCUUCAUCUUUACCUCUCUCCUGCUUUCCUUCCCUCCAUCUACACAGGUCAAAGGAGCAGCAAGAAUAAAGACCCUGAGAUGGGUGUAUGCUUUGGUCUGUUAGUGGAUCAGCAAGGAGACCAGCUGAAAUGAACAAAGGGAAGAAUAAAUAGGACAUGAAUUAGGUAAAAAAGGAGAGAGCGAUAGUGAUGGCAGGAGGUAUAUUGGGUACAACCUUGUAAAGCAUUGUACAGACUUUUACUAUGAAUAAGAUGGGAAGCCACUGGAGCAUUCUGAGCAAAGUAAUGAUAUGAUAUGACUCAUAUUAAAACAGAACUUCCCUGAUAUAUGGGAAUUGAGUGUCGAGUAUAAGAAUGGAUGCAGGAGACAUGUUAGGAGGCUAAGGCAAUAAUCAAGGUGGGAAACAAUGGUGAAUUUGACCAGGGUGAUAAUGAUGGGGAUGGUGAGAAGUGAUUAGAUUUUGAAGGUUAAAACAACAGGAUUUGCUGACAGAUCGGUUGUGUGGUAUGAUGAAAAAAAAAAGGAAUUAAGGAUGACUGUAAGCUUUUUUUUUUUUCUAGGCAACUUGAAGGAUAGAGUUGGGAUUAACUGAGAUGGGGAAGGCUGUGUGUUAAGCAGGUUUAGGGAGGAGGUGGUGGGAGGAGGGAGCUAAAGAAUUCACUUUGGACAUAUUUAUUUUCAGAUGCCAAUUAGACAUUUCAAGUGAUGAUGCCAUGUAGGCAGUUUUUAGGUUGAAUUUAGGUUUUACAGAAGUCCCAGGCAGGAGAUAUACAUUUUGGCAUCAUAGAAUAUAUAUGGUCUUUAAUACCAUGAGAUGGAUGAGAUCAUCAAUAGAAUGAGUACAAUAGAAUGAGUACAGAGAGAGUUAAAAAGAUGUCCAAGGACUGAGCACUGGAACUCUAACAACACUUAGUGUUAGGGAAGAUAGGGAAGAUAUAAAAUAAUAGCAAAUGAAUAUGAGAAGUAGCAGCUACUGAAGUGAUCCCAUGGAAACCAAAUGAAGAAAGCAAUUCAAAGAGGAAGAAGUCAUCAACUCUGUCAAAUGCUUAGUUUUUUGUUUGUUGUUUGUUUAUUUGGCAAAUGUUUUUCCCUUUGCCUGAAAUGUGUGUAUUCUGCCUCCCCACUUUUAUUUGUAUAUUUUAUUUAUUUUUACUUCAUUUUCAUGUCUCCCCUCCAAUAACUUGUACUUCCAAGAACACUGUGCACACCCAUGUUAUAGCAUUUACCCCACUCCACUAUAGUUCUGUACUCUUAUCUGUUUCUCCCAGCUGGACAAUGAGCAACUCUGAGGGCAGGAGACUCUACAACUCUGAACACUGUACUUGGCACCACACACACACACACACAUUCAUACAUGUAUAACACACAGGCACACAGAUACAUAUGUUUGAAAGUUAAGUAAUUCACCAGCAUCAUUAUCCAGAUAUCUAAUUGGCAGCUAAAGACAGCUAGAAUCUCCAGGGUUCCUUUCUAGUAGCCAGGGUAGUAAAUAUCAAAUCCGAUCUAUGUAUGUUUUCUUACCAGAUUCCUUUUUGAAACUACUUCACUGGAGAUCCUGGGCUUUCUACAAAAUCCUUGUAUUUGACUACAAGACUUUUUAUAUCUCUUUAUAAUUUUUGUCCCUUUAUGGCUAUUUUGUUAUCCUUAUUCUUUGCUUUGAUUGCUUCUACCAUUUCUCCUUCAGAUUUUACAAAGGGAAGCUGUACCUGUCAAUAUUCUGUCUCUGUGAUUGUGCCACACACUUGUUACCUUAUAUCUGGUUAAAGGGUAUAUCCACAGAGCUAAUAUGAUAAAAAUAGUGGAACACAUUCCAGGAUUUCCUACUGAGUGCAAUCCUACCUUAAAUGGAGAGAAAUGAGUCCUUUUUAAGGAUCAGAUGUUUAAUUUAAAAAAUUCAGUGCCUGUUUGUCUUUCAAUUAAAUACAAGGAACCAAGAAAAUCUGCCUUUGAUCAUAUCUUCUUAAUCAAGGGUGUCCAAUCUUUUGGCUUCCCUGGGUCACACUAGAAGAAAAAUUAUCUUGGGCCACACAUAAAAUACACUAACAAUAGCUGAUGAGCUAAAAAAAUUGCAAAAAAAAAAAAAUGUUUUAAGAAAGUUUAUGAAUUUGUGUUGGGCUGCAUUCAAAGCCAUUCUGGCCCACAUGCAGCCCAUGGACAAGCUUGUCUUAAUUAAUGACCUGGAAGUCACUGGACAGUGAUCAUGCACUAUCUUCUCUUUCCAAAAAUGUUUUCUUUGAAUAAGUGAAUACUUUGUAAUACUUCUAUUUCCUAUUUAAAUCCUAAUGACAUUUUCUUGAGUAAAAACUUUGUUGAAAGCAGUACUCUGAUAAAAGUGUAAGAUAAUGAGGCAAGGCAAAAGAGUGUGAGUAGAAUUACGGUGCAAAGAAUUGUUAAUAGUUGGGGAAGGAGACUACCCCAUAGAGCUGAACCACUGUUUGAGCUUCUUCCAUAGCCGGUAAACUCACAGUAGGUAGGGUCCACCCAUAUAAACCGUGGCAAUCUUAUGACAUUUCUCCAAUUUGCAGUCAUAUAUAGAAUAAUUGACAUAGCUCCUUCUCAUAUAUAUCUUUUCUAGACCACACAAAGUGCCGUCUUUUACUUGCCCAAUAUCAACUGUAUCCCUUCCAAAGUAAUAGUUCCCCAACACCUGGGACCAUUAACUGAUUUUUUAAUUAUAGCAUUAUGUUGUUUUACCUUGGAAAUUGUUUAUAUGUUUUCACAGUGCACUCUCACACAAAUUAUUUGACGAAGGGCAUCUUUUGUAUAUUAAACCUUCCAUGCCACAGGGACUGAAAUGAUCUCCUUGUAUAUUAAUUUUUAUGGCAGCUCAGAGAGGCAUUCCUUGCUGUCUGGCCAAAAAUAUAUCAACAUCGUUUAUUGUGACUGUUGCAUAUUUUAUGAUAGGAGUAGACACUGUAGACCACAAAGUGUCCUAUCUGAUACACAGGGAUCCUCAGGGCACCACCUCGCACUUUCUUUUUGUUUUUUGAGGUAUACUCCCAUGUAUACCUAAAUCCAUGCAUACUUAAGUCCUGUAGUUGGCCCUGCAGAACCUGUGUAUACGAAAAGUUGGUUUUCCAUAUAUGUGGGUUUCACAUUCUGUGAAUACUGUAUUUUCUGCAUCUGCGUUUGCAGAGGGCCGACUGUAUUUAUUGAAAAAAUCGCACAUGAGUGGGCCUGUACAGUUCAAAUCCACGUUAUUCAAGCGUCAACUGUAUUUCCUCUUUUGUUAAGCCAAUUUCAUGGCGACAAUUGAAUCCUAUCUUAUCUGGUGUUCGAACAUAUGUGGUAAAAUGCCUUAUGGGCUCGAUUUCAUAAGUUUGCUUGGUUAUCUGUAUCUGUGCAUCCCUCCAUAGUUUUCCAAAGGGGUGCUGAGAACUCCCAGAGACUCGGGGCUGGGGGCUCCAUAUAACCGUGAUAGUAGCAGUCAUCUUGGACAAAGGGCUUUUCCUCGUGGGGAGCGUACUGCUCCGUGCAGGUGAACACUAGGAGGUGCCUGGAAAGGAAGAGCCUUUUAGGCCUUAAACCAAUGAUGUGGGUAUGGCGCCGGCAGGUGCAGGCCAUUAAGACAGCCCUCAGACUUGUUGAAGGCCCCACUUCGCCUGGGAAAAUUCUGGGGAAUCACCACUUGGGCGGGGCAGAGCGCCAGUAGGGCCUGGUUUGUGCGCCGCUGGCAGGGACCAGGAGCGUCUCCCGAACAGCAGGAGAGCGUCCUGCUGCAGCCUUCCGGCUGCACAUGUUUCAGGCAGCUGCCUUCUGGAAAGACUUGGUUGGUGACUGCUAGGAAAGUGGGCGUUGGAGACUAGAGUCGGAAAAUGCUCUUCGGAGGAGGGAGCCCUGCCUCGUGGGUUUGUUGGCCGCCACCGCAUCCGGGGAGUGGUUUCUCGUCCUUGGUCCGUUAAAAGGAACUGUUGCAGGUAAGGCUGGGAUUCUAGGGAGAGGAAGCUGGCAGGAGAGAGGUUUAACGGAGAAAGUAGAUGGUGAAAACAAGAGGGAAUUGAACCAGAAACUAAGUGGUUUGAAAGGGAGAAGUAAGAGGGUGCAGAGGGACGAGUAGAGACAGCAGAAAAAGUUGCACUGAGGUGAUGGAAAUUAAAGUAAAUUCAGAAGAGAGAAACGUAGGGAAUCUUGGCCACACUGUAAGAGGCUAUGGAAAAUUAUAGCCAAGGCUGGUUCACGCCUUAAUGUCUGUCGUGAAAAAAAGAAGUUUUUAUUUUCAGCACUGCAGCUCUGAUGGUCCAGCUCCACCAGGACACAGAUCCCCAGAUCCCUAAAGGUCAGCCAUGCACCCUGAACAGCUCAGAGGGAGGAGCCAGACCAGCAGUGCCUCACACCUUGUUCUCUUCUGCUCUAGACAGAUGGCUCCAUAAUGACAGCUUCAUAAUGGCAGUGGGUGAGCCCCUGGUGCACAUCAGGGUCACUCUUCUGCUGCUCUGGUUUGGGAUGUUUUUGUCUAUUUCUGGCCACUCUCAGGCCAGGCCCUCCCAGUAUUUCACUUCUCCAGAAGUGGUGAUCCCUUUGAAGGUGAUCAGCAGGGGCAGAGGUGCAAAGGCUCCUGGAUGGCUCUCCUAUAGCCUGCGGUUUGGGGGACAGAGAUACAUUGUCCACAUGAGGGUAAAUAAGCUGUUGUUUGCUGCACACCUUCCUGUGUUCACCUACACAGAGCAGCAUGCCCUGCUCCAGGAUCAGCCCUUCAUCCAGGAUGACUGCUACUACCAUGGUUAUGUGGAGGGGGUCCCUGAGUCCUUGGUUGCCCUUAGUACCUGUUCUGGGGGCUUUCUUGGAAUGCUACAGAUAAAUGACCUUGUUUAUGAAAUCAAGCCAAUUAGUGUUUCUGCCACAUUUGAACACCUAGUAUAUAAGAUAGACAGUGAUGAUACACAGUUUCCACCUAUGAGAUGUGGGUUAACAGAAGAGAAAAUAGCACACCAGAUGGAGUUGCAAUUGUCAUAUAAUUUCACUCUGAAGCAAAGUUCUUUUGUGGGCUGGUGGACCCAUCAGCGGUUUGUUGAGCUGGUAGUGGUCGUGGAUAAUAUUAGAUAUCUUUUCUCUCAAAGUAAUGCAACAACAGUGCAGCAUGAAGUAUUUAACGUUGUCAAUAUAGUGGAUUCCUUCUAUCAUCCUUUGGAGGUUGAUGUAAUUUUGACUGGAAUUGAUAUAUGGACUGCAUCAAAUCCACUUCCUACCAGUGGAGACCUAGAUAAUGUUUUAGAGGACUUUUCUAUUUGGAAGAAUUAUAACCUUAAUAAUCGACUACAACAUGAUGUUGCACAUCUUUUCAUAAAAGACACACAAGGCAUGAAGCUUGGUGUUGCCUAUGUUAAAGGAAUAUGCCAGAAUCCUUUUAAUACUGGAGUUGAUGUUUUUGAAGACAACAGGUUGGUCGUUUUUGCAAUUACUUUGGGCCACGAGCUUGGUCAUAAUUUGGGUAUGCAACAUGACACCCAGUGGUGUGUGUGCGAGCUACAGUGGUGCAUAAUGCAUGCCUAUAGAAAGGUGACAACUAAAUUUAGCAACUGCAGUUAUGCCCAAUAUUGGGACAGUACUAUCAGUAGUGGAUUAUGUAUUCAACCGCCUCCAUAUCCAGGGAAUAUAUUUAGACUGAAGUACUGUGGGAAUCUAGUGGUUGAAGAAGGGGAGGAAUGUGACUGUGGAACCAUACGGCAGUGUGCAAAAGAUCCCUGUUGUCUGUUAAACUGUACUCUACAUCCUGGGGCUGCUUGUGCUUUUGGAAUAUGUUGCAAAGACUGCAAAUUUCUGCCAUCAGGAACUUUAUGUAGACAACAAGUUGGUGAAUGUGACCUUCCAGAGUGGUGCAAUGGGACAUCCCAUCAAUGCCCAGAUGAUGUGUAUGUGCAGGACGGGAUCUCCUGUAAUGUGAAUGCCUUCUGCUAUGAAAAGACGUGUAAUAACCAUGAUAUACAAUGUAAAGAGAUUUUUGGCCAAGAUGCAAGGAGUGCAUCUCAGAGUUGCUACCAAGAAAUCAACACCCAAGGAAACCGUUUCGGUCACUGUGGUAUUGUAGGCACAACAUAUGUAAAAUGUUGGACCCCUGAUAUCAUGUGUGGGAGGGUUCAGUGUGAAAAUGUGGGAGUAAUUCCCAAUCUGAUAGAGCAUUCUACAGUGCAGCAGUUUCACCUCAAUGACACCACUUGCUGGGGCACUGAUUAUCAUUUAGGGAUGGCUAUACCUGAUAUUGGUGAGGUGAAAGAUGGCACAGUAUGUGGUCCAGAAAAGAUCUGCAUCCGUAAGAAGUGUGCCAGUAUGGUUCAUCUGUCACAAGCCUGUCAGCCUAAGACCUGCAACAUGAGGGGAAUCUGCAACAACAAACAACACUGUCACUGCAACCAUGAAUGGGCACCCCCAUACUGCAAGGACAAAGGCUAUGGAGGUAGUGCUGAUAGUGGCCCACCUCCUAAGAACAACAUGGAAGGAUUAAAUGUGAUGGGAAAGUUGCGUUACCUGUCACUAUUGUGCCUUCUUCCUUUGGUUGCUUUUUUAUUAUUUUGCUUACAUGUGCUUUUUAAGAAACGCACAAAAAGUAAAGAAGAUGAAGAAGGAUAAGAGAAAUGGGAAAAAGAAGGAGACUAAACUUUAUACUUCAUUUUUAAUAUCCAAUUUUUUAAUAGAAAAAUAUGAAGCCAUGUCUCACUGUUUAAAUAAAACUUCAUGGACAUUUCAUGUCAGGAUUGCAAGCAUUAGCUAUCACAGCAAAGGAUUCCUAGCCUAUUCUUACUUACUCUACAGUGUCUUAAGCAAUAUUAAAGGUUCCUUUUCCCAGAA